Xenopus tropicalis (tropical clawed frog) is the source of this 3160-nucleotide messenger RNA. RefSeq names its product oocyte zinc finger protein XlCOF6-like. The record is from RefSeq and is a predicted model, not a curated record. Lineage: Eukaryota; Metazoa; Chordata; Amphibia; Anura; Pipidae. Gene Ontology annotation, biological process: regulation of transcription by RNA polymerase II. The transcript is spliced from 2 exons. Gene Ontology annotation, cellular component: nucleus. The coding region runs from base 512 to 3070 and encodes 852 amino acids.
UGUACAGUAACAUGUCCCAUGUAGAAGUUACUGAGUCUGCACUGUCCCAAAGGCAAAAGCAUUAAGUAAGUGAAAUAUAUUGUAACCCUGUCUGUAACCUGGCAGCUACCCAGCAUGCACUGCUCUCAGCCACUCACUCACUGUCAGUUCUAUUCAGUAACAAGUAGAAAGCAGUAAAACUCUGCAGGCAGAUCCACUGAGCUCUGUAAUCCCAUUUCCCUUUAUUCUGGUGCCCACAUGCGGCUGCUCCUGCACUGCCAGCUCUCCUGAUCUGCAUCUGCCCACCAGCAAUAUGGCCGCCUCUCUGGGGCAGGGACAACUCUGAGAGGGAAGCCAUUGUUUGAUUGGUCUGAAACCGAACCAGCUCAUUGGCUAAAGGGCGGAGCUGCCUUCCCAGGGGGAGGGGUGAGAGAUCUUUGUGCUUCUCUCUAGUUUCAGACCGGAUAGAGGGAAAGGCUGAACCCUUCCUGUAACUGCCUUAUUCUGUGUCCCUGGGCUGCUGGGGGGGUACAUGAAGGCGGAACCCAAUUUAGACUCUGCUGAACUGCCCAAACCAGAGACCGACUCGGAGUCCGGCACAAGAGAUGGCGAUUGCUUAACAAGCUCUGAUGGAUCAGGUUUUAUCUGCUAUAAGUGUGGGGAAACCUUCACUGUGAAUAGUCAUCUUCUCGCCCACCUCUGUGGGACACACAGGAGAAUAAACUCUGGAGAGAAACUAUACAGCUGUACAGAAUGUGGGAAAAGAUUUUCUUUGUUACCGAGUUUGGUUACACACAUAAGAAUCCACGCAGGGGAGAAACCAUUCACCUGUACAGAAUGUGGGAAAUGUUUUAAAAGAAAGGACCACCUUAGCACGCACCAGAAACUUCACAUAGAGCGGCCCCCAGUCACCUGUACGGAAUGUGGGAAAAGCUUUACUUCAAAGAGAAACCUCAGAACUCACCAAAUCAUUCACAUGGAACAGGGUCCAAUCACCUGUACGGAAUGUGGGAAAAGCUUUACUUCAGAGAAAAGGCUCCAAACUCACCAAUUGACUCAUACAGAAAAGGGCCCAGUCACCUGUACGGAAUGUGGGGAAAGAUUUAGUUCACAGAGAAACCUCAGAACUCACCAAAUCAUUCACAUGGAAGAGAACGCAAUCACCUGUACGGAAUGUGGGAAAAGAUUUACCUCACAGAGAAACCUCAGAAAUCACCAAGCGAUUCACAUGAGAAAGGAACCAAUCACCUGUACGGAAUGUGGGAAAAGCUUUACUUCAAUGUCCAGCCUUUAUGUACAUGAAAGAAUUCACACAGGGGAGAAACCAUUCUCCUGUACAAAAUGCAGGAAAUGUUUUUCUGAUCGGAGCAGUCUCCAGAAACAUGAAAUGGCUCACAAAAACAAUCCCUAUGUAUGUAGUGAGUGUGAUAGAAUGUUUCCCGAUAUGGAAAUGCUUCUCUGGCACCAGGCCGUUCAUACGUGUUCCAUAUGUGAAGUAUGUGGGAAAUGUUUUCCUGAGAAGAGCUCUCUUAAAAAUCAUCAGAGAAUUCACACAGGGGAGAAACCAUUCAGCUGCACAGAAUGUGGGAAAGGAUUUACAGAAAAGGCAAAACUUAUAGUUCACCAAAGAAUUCACACCGGAGAGAAACCCUUCUUCUGUACAGAAUGUGGGGAGAGUUUUAUUGAAAAGAGAAUCCUUCAAAUCCAUCAAAGAUGUCACACCGGGGAGAAACCAUUCACCUGUACAAAAUGUGGGAAAUGUUUUUCUGCAAAAUCCACAUUUUACGUACACAAAAGAUCUCAUUCUAAAAAGAAACCAUUCACCUGUAUAAAAUUUGGAACAUGUUUUACUGCAAAGACCAGCCUUAAUAGCCACCAAAAGGUUCACACUGGGGAGAAACCAUUUACCUGUACUGAAUGUGGGAAAUGUUUUACUACAAAAGGAAACCUUAAACUGCACCAGAAAACUCACACUGAAGUGAAACCAUUCACCUGUACAAAAUGUGGGAAAAGUAUUAAUGAUAAGAGCAGUCUAUGCAAACAUGAAAUAAUUCACAGGAGGAAGAGACUAUUUACUUGUCAAGAAUGUGGGAAAAGUUUUUCUGCAAAAUCCACAUUUCAUGUGCACAAAAAAUAUCAUGCUAAAAAGAAACCAUUCACCUGUACCGAAUGUGGGAAAAGCUUUACUCUGAAGGGAGGCCUUUGUGUACAUAAAAGAAUUCACACCGGGGAGAAACCAUAUACCUGUUUAGAAUGUGGGAAAUGUUUUACUGCAAACACCGGCCUUAAACACCACCAAAGAAUUCACACUGGAGAGAAACCAUUUACCUGUACUGAAUGUGGGAAAUCUUUUAGUGAAAAGAGAAACCUUCGUAUACAUAUAAGAACUCACACCGGGGAGAAACCAUAUACCUGUAUAGAAUGUGGGAAAUGUUUUACUUCAAAGACCGGCCUUAAUUGCCAUCAGAAAGUUCACACUGGAGAGAAACCAUUUACCUGUUCUGAAUGUGGGAAAUGUUUUACUAGAAAACAAAACCUUGAAAUGCACCAGAAAAUUCACACUGAAGAGAAACCAUUCGCCUGUAUUGAAUGUGGGAAAUGUUUUACUACAAAAGGAAACCUUAAACUGCACCAAAAAAUUCACACUGAAGUGAAACCAUUCACCUGUAGAGGAGACGGAAAGGAUUUCACAGAAAUUGGCAGCGUUUGCAAACAUGGAAGAAUUCACACCAGGGUGAGACCAUUCACCUGUACAGAAUGUGGGAAAAGUUUUACUGAAAAGAGAUACCUUCAAAGACAUAAAAAAAAUCACACUGGGGAGAAACCAUUCACCUGUACAGAAUGUGGGAAAUGUUUUACUACAAAGCCCGACCUUAAUCGCCACCAAAAUGUUCACACUGAAGAGAAACCAUUUACCUGUUCUGAAUGUGGGAAAUGUUUCCGUGAAAAGAGAAACCUUCAUCUACAUAUAAGAACUCACACUGGGGAGAAACCAUAUACCUGUAUAGAAUGUGGGAAAUGUUUUACUACAAAAUCUGACCUUAAUCGCCACCAAAAACUUCACCGUUCACCUGUACAGAAUGUCGGAUAAGGUUUUCUCUUGAAACCACCCUUUACAAACACCCAGUAGAUGUUCAGGAGAAACCUGGGGGUGUGGGAUAUUAAAAGCACUGGAACAUCA